Molecule: messenger RNA, 1311 nt
Organism: Elaeis guineensis (African oil palm)
Lineage: Eukaryota; Viridiplantae; Streptophyta; Magnoliopsida; Arecales; Arecaceae
Product: calcium-binding protein CBP
Molecular function (GO): calcium ion binding
Source: RefSeq, a predicted model, not a curated record
GCAUUAGAACGCGACAACGGCCGUUCUUUUAAAUCUGGGUCGACGCUGCUGUGUGACGAGGAUAACUUAGUGUCUUCGUCUUUUUAAGCAACCGUGACACCGCUUACCCGGGCGCAUCUAUCCGCAAUUCUCUCUCUCCCCAUUCCCCAAGAAAAACUCGCGAUUCGAGAUGGCAGGCUAUCCGCCUCCGGGCUCCGGCUACCCCUACGGCGCGCCGCCGGGGCACCCCUACGGCGCGCCGCCCUACGGUGCCCCGCCGAACCCCUACGGCGCCGGCGCUCCGCCGCCGCCCUACGGUGCUGGCCCUCCGCCGUCAGCGCCAUACGCCCCGGCAGGGGAGAAGCCCCCCAAGGAAGGCAAGGCGCAGGGUGCCCACGGGAGCGGGGGCAGCUACUACCAGUAUCAGACUCCGCCGCCACCGGCGGGGGCGUACGGGAGCCCGUUCGCGUCGCUAGUGCCGUCGGCGUUCCCGCCGGGGACGGACCCGAACGUGGUGGCGUGUUUCCAGGCGGCGGACCGGGACGGGAGCGGCUUCAUCGACGAUAAGGAGCUCCAGCAGGCGCUCUCCUCCUACAAUCAGAGCUUCAGCAUCCGGACCGUCCACCUUCUCAUGUACCACUUCACCAACAGUAACGUCCGCAAAAUCGGGCCAAAGGAAUUCUGCUCGCUGUUCUACAGCCUUCAGAACUGGAGGACCAUCUUUGAGAGGUUUGAUCGGGAUCACAGUGGUAAGAUUGAUGCUCCUGAGCUACGAGAAGCUCUUCUGAGUCUUGGGUUUUCUGUUUCUCCGGUGGUCUUGGACCUGCUCGUGUCCAAGUUUGAUAAAUCUGGAGGCAAAAACAAAGCCAUUGAAUAUGAUAACUUCAUUGAAUGUUGCCUUACUGUUAAGUUUGGAGCUAGAACUGAAAUGGCAUAUUUUCUAUUUGGAUCGUUGGGAUGGCAGGGGCUGACAGAAAAGUUCAAGGAGAAGGACACCACGUACACGGGGUCGGCCACAUUCACUUAUGAAUCUUUCAUGCUCAUUGUCUUGCCCUUCCUCAUCGCAUGAAGAAAGCUGCGUGUACCAGCCUUGUUCUUGUUCGGGCAUAUUACCUAGUGUUGCACUCUCUCUGCCUUGUUGUCCUCGGGUCAUGUUGCUUGUGAUGCUACUCAAUGUUGAUUCGUGGUGACAAGAUCUUUUCCUUAGUAUGUUAUUUUGGAUGGUUUGCAUUGUAUGUGAUCUCUUUGUAGACGUGAGAUGAGUCACAUGAAAUGCUUUGUUUUUAUAGUCUAAUUAAACAUCAGGCAAAUGGCAUCUGGUUUUUCUCAAAC